This is a messenger RNA of Plasmopara halstedii, 1755 nucleotides long. RefSeq lists its product as hypothetical. Bases 1 to 1755 code for a protein of 584 amino acids. The record is from RefSeq and is a predicted model, not a curated record. Gene Ontology annotation, molecular function: oxidoreductase activity. Lineage: Eukaryota; Oomycota; Peronosporomycetes; Peronosporales; Peronosporaceae. Gene Ontology annotation, cellular component: plasma membrane. The transcript is spliced from 2 exons.
AUGAACAUGCAUCACAAUUCAAAGCGGAUCACCCGCGCAGUAUUUGACUCAAUGACCCCGAAGACAAUUUACAAUGGUGUUCCAGUUCUCGAAGGUGUUGAUACUAGUACGCUCGCAUGGUCAUCACAUGGACAUACGUCGCAUGAAGUUCCAAUGUUGGAUACUAAACGAAGAGGUUCUGCUACGUACAAUAUGGAAGACAGUGUCAACUCGAUACCUGCUACAGAAGGGAGUUUUGUUCAAUCAAGGCGAAAAUUUCUACCAGGACCUUUUCAGCGAUUGUUGCGCUCAUGGAUAGUCUUUCGAUGGAAACUCUCGCGAGUUUGUUUCUCAGUGCCAGUACCACUUCUCACAUCACUAACAAAUCUAAAACUUGGAGACGUGUUAGUCACGAUUCCCAUUGUUCUAGGAACGGUCGCAUACACUGCACUGCAAGCGAAAGCGCGACAGGUUGUAGCCACGGGAAUACCGUCAUCCAUUGCUUUGGCUUUUGUCUUUGCCUUUGCUGUUCGAAAUAACUCAGUGUUACUUGUAUGUACGGGCAUUCCUUUUGAGCGCUCUCUCUUUUAUCACAAAGUGGCAGCAUUGGUCACAAUCGUCGUCUCAGGUCUACACGGAUGUGUCUCUCUAUCAAAUCAACACAAAAGUGAGCGAACACUCAUGAAUUACCAUGUUCUUAGUGGCAUUGGAACACUGUUUGCUUUGUCUCUCAUCUAUUUACUAUCAUUAAACUUUAUACGACGGAAAUUUUUUGAAUUCUUUGUUCGAGCUCAUUGGCUUCUCUUUCUUGUCGUGAUAGUUGGUGCUUUAUUCCAUGGUGCAACGCAUGUGGUCCUCGGGGUCACACCUUGGGCAAUUGAUAUGCUCUACCGCUUAGGGUAUCGAUCUCGUGUCUACACUCACGGGUCUUUCCGUACUUCCCACAAGGGCGUGAUUGCACAUGAUCAGAUCUCUAUUUGUGCACUACCCGGAAAUAUUACUAGAAUCCAAUUUCCACGAGUUCGACAAGAUUCAGGUGAGACUUUUGUGUACGAAGCUGCGAUGGUGACAUUUUAUAUCAAAGCAUUGGGAAAGUGGACGACGAAGUUAUUGGCUGUAGCACUCAAGCGCGAAGCUUGCGCCAUGAGACUAGACGGGCCGUCCGUAUUCAAUCUAUUCGUAGAUGGACCCUACGGUAAGCUCUCGAUCGAUUUAGCCUCACCGACUCUGUACUCACAUGUCGUACUAUUUUCUGGUGGUAUUUGCAUGACUCCAAUGCGUUCGAUUGUUAAUUGGCUACAUCACGAGUGUUAUUACCGAAAUCGUGGGACGAUUCCUCAUGUCAGAUUUAUCUGGUCGGUUAAAGAGAUAGAAACAAUUCGAAGUUUACUUAUGCGAGACGAACCAAGACGAGAUAGUUGCCUUGAAGUGGAUGAAGUAGCGUCUUACAUUCCACACAUUCUUGCUCACCCACAGAACACAAAUCAAGCAACUGAUGCAUUCGUUAGUGAAAUUUAUUUAACAAGAGACGAUAUGAAUGUAGAAGCUCAAACUUUUCCGGAGCUUAUCAACUGCUUGCAUACCGAAAUUCGACCUGAUACAAUCGCUAUACUUCGUGAAAUGGGUGACGAAGCUAAGAACAGUGGUAAGGAUCGAGUCGCUGUGUUAGUCUGUGGACCGCCUGCUCUUGUCGAUGAUAUUCUCUACGCAAGUCGGAAACUUGCUCGAGAGUUAAAAGUGCACUUUGAUGUGCAUCAAGAAACAUUUCAACUCUAG